Hippocampus comes (tiger tail seahorse) is the source of this 3620-nucleotide messenger RNA. Its product is annotated as zinc finger CCCH domain-containing protein 7B-like. Gene Ontology annotation, biological process: miRNA processing. The transcript has 21 exons. The record is from RefSeq and is a predicted model, not a curated record. Gene Ontology annotation, molecular function: protein binding; miRNA binding. The coding region runs from base 375 to 3317 and encodes 980 amino acids. Lineage: Eukaryota; Metazoa; Chordata; Actinopteri; Syngnathiformes; Syngnathidae.
UAUUCUUAGGACGGACAUGCAAUGUGCAGACCCAAACCUCCCUAAUUUAUCUGAAAAAUCUGUAAUAUUUACUGAGUGACGACCACUGCAGAGGUAAUCAGAUUGAGUCAUUUGACGGCUUCUAGCGAUUUCUACGACAGCCAAUCGCGAUUUACCUUGCUAAGAAGUUGACCGAAGUCAUGUGAUGUGGAGUUUCAAGGAAUCGAAACCAAUGUAACAGUCUGUGUUAUCAUAUUUGCUCGCGGCCUUCGUGGUUUAUUGUCCCCCGAGGUAAGACACUCGCCGCUGGAAGUCUUCCUGUCUCGUCCUGCUCGCUCAUCACACCAUUUUGGCUGCGGAUCAAUGAACUUCCCAAUUUAAAGGAAGGAGGAAGAAUGGACUCGCAGAGAAAGAAACGCAGGAAAGAAAUACAAGCUUCUCUGAAUUUCAUACAGUCUUCACUGGCGUAUCCGGAUCGUGAAGGCUACAAGGACUUUUUGAUUAAGUUGGUAAUCUCUCUUCUCGAAGAGGGCAACAGCUGGUUCAGAGAUGGCCACUGGGAGCAGGCAGUGGGCGAGUUCAGCGAAGGCUUGAAUGUUUCUCACUAUGUCUCAGGAGAGGGAUUCCACAUUCCUCAGGAUUUAUUGGAGAGUCUGUAUGUCAAUCGGGCGACUGCCUACCAUAGCAUGAAGGAAUACGAUAAUUGCAUGAAGGACUGUGACAAAGCUCUGGAGAUGUGUAAAAAAAGCCACAAGGUGCUCUACUUGAAGGCCCUUUGCUUGAAGCAGCUUGGCAAGUACAAGGAGGCUUAUGACUGCACACGCGACUGUCUGCUCAUCGCACAUCAGGACAAACAGGUGAAUGAACUCGCGGAGGAACUUGCCAAUCAUCUGGGAUUGAAAAAACGAAAGCCCUACGUGUCUUACCAUGUAGGAAAUGUUACAAACCCUUUGAGUAAAAUUGCACCAGUCAAUUUUCCCAGCGUGCCUCAAUGUGUCCUCCCCGACAAAGCAAAUGACGGAAAACAGUCUGCCGUCUCCGUCCUGGACAGCCCGGACCCUUUAGAGGACUGCGAGCUGAUAGGAGACGACCUGGACAAUCUGCUCGACUGCGUUCCUAAUGAACAUUUCGCUGCUGAGGUUCACGUUCAGAAAGCAGCCUCACUUCCCAGCAUGGAAAGCACUUUUCCGUUGACUGUUCCAACGCCUCAUCUCCCGCCAGCCUUCUUGAGCUCUUCCAUGAGUGGAAUAAACUCCACGAGCUCCCUUUCACUUGGCGGUCAAAACUCACUAGAUACCCUCGAUGACCUGUCAUCUCCACACGGACUGCAUUCCUUAGACAACCUCCCGGGAGGCGUAGCUGGUGCAAGUCUGAAGACACCAGUACUAGAUUCCCUGGAUGAUCUCUUGGUGGCGGCUCCUCGCGCUGUAUCGCGAGAAGCCGCUCAGCCCAAAACAGAACAACUUGAGAAGCCAUUUUCUGAUUUCCGGCUCACCUGUGAUCCGUCUGCUCAACUCGGUUCCGUGUUGAGUGUGACUCAGCAGCACUCCCUGGAUUCUUUGGACUCGUUUCCUGCAGUGAAAGGUCAAGGGCAUUCUCCGCCCACACUCGCACAGAAGGGAACAGGCUUGGACUUGCGCAGUGAUUUCAGCUCCGCCGCAACACAAACUCCGGUGCCAAACACUCUGUCUGCCACCCACGACUUCAUGCAAGCUUGUUCUAGUUGCUUUGCUCGCGAAGAUCGAGCGACAUACACCUUCAUUCACAAACCUGACCUGCACCACAGCUGUGAGCGAGAUAUUCUCUUGUGCAGACGAAAAGGAGUUUUUCCCUCCGAGUGGACCAAAGUGCGACCCCCGCCGACAUGGACAGCCAUCACGGGGCCUUUUCUCCUUUGCAAACACGUGCAAAACCCUGCCGAUUUGGGCCUCUGUAGGUUUGGGGAAACGUGCCACUUUGCCUUUAACCAACUGGAAAUCGACGUUUGGACAGAGGAGAGGAAAGGGACCUUGGACAGAAAUAUGCUGUUUGGACCACUAGGUGUUGCCACUGGCAACCCAGUGAACAGCAUUAGACGCCUUCUACAGGAACACAAGGGCACGUUCUUAUUCCUGUGUCAGGAAUGCUAUAAUGGUUGGCCACGGAUUAUCAGUGAGCGCUGCCGAGACGAUCACACUGUGUGCUCUAACACAUUCGCCCGCCACUCCUUUGAUGCUAACAAGUGUUUAGCAUUUGAAGAGACGGCCACAAACUGCAACUACAGAAAAGUGCGUCCAUUUAACAUACUGGCCCACUUAAAAUUGUGCAGCCAAAAGAUUCGCGACGGAUGCCCUGGGGAGUACAGAUGCGCUAAUGCUCACUCAUUCAUUGAGCUACAAACCUGGAGGGUACAGCAUUACACAGGAAUCACAGCUGAUGAGAUUGUUAAAGUCUCAAAAAAAUAUCACGCGGGACAGGAGCAGAACACAGGGACGGAAAGGAAAUUGCGAUGUAGUGGAGUACCUGCUGCCGCAAAUGGUGAGGAAACACCAAAAGGCAAGAGUUUGAACAUGAAGAUGAAGUUUGUCUGCGCUGUCUGCUUACAAGACGGCCUCAUAAGUAUGCCGAACAAAACCCUCCAGUAUUGCUCUGCCAAGGCCAAGCACCCGUGGACCAAAGAGCAAAACACGCUGUUGGUGAAGUCCUUGGACAAGAAUAAUUGGGUUCCUGUCAGACCCCUUCCACAUACAAAAAACUUCCCUGCGCAAUAUGAAUUGUGCGGCUGGAUGUUGAACAAGAAGAAAUGUGAUUUCAUUGGGAACUGCUCCUUUGCCCACAGCACAGAGGAAAAGGACAUGUGGAUGUAUAUGAAGACUCAAAACGUCGUUGAAAUGCAGCAGAUAUACAACAUGUGGUUGGCACUAAGCACACAUAGUCGCCAAGCAGACAAAGCCGUGUCCACCCAGGAAAAAGACAUUGUCAUGCCAACAGACAAUGCCGAACCGACGUCUGGCUUCAACUGCCCUCUGUGUGGGAAGCACAGCAACAGCGAGCGGCAGUGGCAGCGACACAUCUCCACCACUAAGCACAAGGACCGCCUGUUCAGUUGUGAAGGAGAGGACGAGGCUUUGAAGUGGACUCACCGCUUCCCCGGCGUCUCCUUCGAGCUCUGCGCCAAGUCCGAAGCGGACUGCCCCGAUGGUGCCAGUUGUGAAUUUGCCCACAGUCCUGAGGAGUUGCAGGAGUGGAUCGAGAGACGAGAUUUCCUGUGUCGCAAAUUGGCCAAAGCGAGGGAAGACAACCUCAUCAUGCCUGAUGAAGUUGACUUUGGAAAGUACAACUUUAUACUUCAAGUCUAAGAAUUUUUUCAUCACAUUAAUUUGACCAUUUUUUAAAAAGAGUUGCAGUACCGUGAAAAAGUAUUUGCAUUCUCAUUGAAAAAAAAAUUUUUUGCAUCGUUUCACACAAUCAUCAUUUAAAAACCGCAUAUUAUGUUCAUUUGGGUCGUCUUUGUCAGGUAUUUUCAUUUGUUUGGUGAUCUUAAACAUUCAAGUGGGGAGACCUUAAAAAAGUAAACAUUUGAGAAGAGGCCAAUUACUUUUUUUACAGCACUGCACUUUCUUUCUUCCGUACUGCACAAUUUCCAUUCCCUUAUGUAGUCA